Messenger RNA from Cololabis saira (Pacific saury), 2227 nucleotides. RefSeq names its product MARVEL domain containing 1 (gene marveld1). The record is from RefSeq and is a predicted model, not a curated record. Gene Ontology annotation, molecular function: structural constituent of myelin sheath. Bases 304 to 801 code for a protein of 165 amino acids. Lineage: Eukaryota; Metazoa; Chordata; Actinopteri; Beloniformes; Belonidae. Gene Ontology annotation, biological process: myelination. Gene Ontology annotation, cellular component: membrane. The transcript has a single exon.
CAACGCAGACGCUGCAACGGAGGAAACGGAAUAAACGAAACGUACAAGACAAGUUUGUCAUUUCAAAACCCCGGGGCUGCGAAAAAGAACAGAGAGUUUCUUUUUUUUUUAUUCAUCACACUUCUGGCUUGUUUUUACUGAAGCACAAAGCCGGGCAUUCGAGUCUCUAAUUUUCACCUAGUGUUGGGUUUUUUUUGUUAUUAUUCAUCUUUUCUCCAGCUGUUUUGAAGCUGGCAGAAAAAGCAACCCGCCCUGUUCGGGGGGAAAAAAGGGACCGAGACUGACCGUGAGAGGAGGAGAGAGAUGUCCCCGCAACCUCCGCAGCCGCAGGUGAAGCAGAACAUCCUGAAGUUCCUCAGGAGUUUCUUGGGAAUCGCCCGUGUGUUGCAGAUCGUUUUCGGGGCCGGGCUGUGGGUCACCAUCGCCGCCAAUAAAUACGAAGGCUCCAUCCACUAUGUGCUGUUCGUGGCGGUGCUGUUCUGGCUGCUCACCCUGGCGCUUUUCUUCGUCACCCUGCUGGACAAGCAGGAGCUGGUCCCGCUGCUGGGCGGCCCGCGCUGGCUGAGCACCAACCUGGCGCACGACGCGGCCGCCGCCCUGCUCUACCUGCCGGCCAUAGGAGUCAUGAUCCACAAGACCAAGAGCUACUCGUACUGCAACCUGGACCUGUACAUGCACUUCUGCCCCUAUAAGGUGUACCUGACGGCCGCCGUGUUCGCCUGCCUGUGCUGCCUGGUUUAUCUCCUGUCCCUGGUGUACGGGGCGUGCAGGAAGCAUCGGGGGCAGCAGACGGUCAUCUGAUUCUGAUGGACUGCAGAGCAUGGAUUCCACGACAAGAUGUUGAACUCUUAAAGCCUGGAUUUAUGGUUCAGCGUUAAAUUGACGCAGAGCUUACGCCGUAGGGUUACGCCGUAGGGCUGGGAUAUUCAAUUGGCGGCCCGCGGGCCACAUGCGGCCCGCCAGGAGCUUUUAUGUGGCCCCUGGUCAUAUUUAAAAAAAGGGGGUGUUCGUUGAAAAAAACACUUUUUUUUUUUUUUUUAAUAAUAUUUUUAGAACUGGCUACUAUGGACUAAAAUGGUUGUGCUCAAUGCUUAAUAUAAUAUUCAAAUAAGGAAAUCUUGGUGGAAAGUGGUGCUUUGUCAUAAUGGCGUGUUUUAUUAAAAGUAGGUCAAUAUCAAUUUCAAUUAAGUUUGCACAAUGCAUGGUUUCAAAAUGAACUUGCAUUCAAAAUAAUAUUUCUUUAUCUGAAUAUUAUAUUUAACAUUCACAAUUACUAAAUCGGGAGACAAUUAAUACAUAAUUAAUAUGUAAACUAGAUAUAUUCAAAUGUAUAAUACAAAUGUAUUAUAUUUACAUAAGUCUUCGUCUUUGAGUGCAAAAUACAUUUUGAAAACCCCCACAUUUUCAAAUUGUGCGGCCCUCUCCAUACAGUCCUUUUGUAGAUGUGCCCCCCAGCCGAAUCUAGUUGAAUACCCCUGCCGUAGGGUCUGCGUUGGUGUAACGCGGAACCAUAAAUCAGCCUUCGCGUCGCCGCGUACCCUAUGCCGUAGUCUCUGCGUUGUUGUAACGCGGAACCAUAAAUCAGCCUUAACUUCACUGUAUUUCACUCAGCAGUUAUCUCCACUGUUUCCACCCUCUCGACCUGAAACCAGUCCAUUCUGUGGCCUUAACUUUGCAUGAAAAGCGCCUCCAAGUGAAGAAAGACUCCCAUGAUGGAAGUCUGAAUAGCUAAGUGUACAAGUAACACCUUGGUCUCCGUGUUACCUUUUAAUACUAGUAAAUUAAUGCCAUUUCUUUCAUAGAUAAUCAGAACUUUCAUAUAGUUCGGCUACUUUUGACCAGGCAGUACUUUUAGUGUUUACAGUAAAACUGCCAUAAUAUACAUUUUAUAGAUUUGUUUUGGUACUUGUUUAACGGUCCGUCUAAAUCUAGUUUUUUUUUUUAAUUUGCUGCAGUUGUUUUCACAAGGGAUUCUUUUUUAUAUAACCUUUUGUAAAGUAUAUAUAUUUUUAUGUGUUUAUAUGUUUUUGUUACCAGCAAAAUAUAUUAAGAAUUGACUCUUACUGGUAUCCUUUUUUAACUGUCUCUCUUAUCUGUCAAAAUGCUGUAUAUUCAACAUGGUUGUGAUGACAACAUCGCUGAAGCGGGGACAUGAUCCGGCAACAACAACAAAGAAAAUGUCCUUAUGUAAAACCAAAGAGCAAGAAUAAAGUCAAAUAGGCUGAGA